AUGGGUAUUUCUCGUGACUCCCGCCACAAGCGCUCCGCUACCGGUGCCAAACGUGCCACCUACCGCAAGAAGCGUGCUUUCGAGCUCGGUCGCCAGCCUGCCAACACCCGUAUCGGAAACACUAAGCGUAUCCACAUUGUCCGCACCCGUGGUGGAAACCGCAAGUUCCGUGCUCUCCGUUUGGACUCUGGAAACUUCUCGUGGGGUUCUGAGGGUAUCAGCAAGAAGACCCGUGUCAUUGCUGUCGCUUUCCACCCUUCCAACAACGAGUUGGUCCGUACCAACACUUUGACCAAGUCCGCCAUCGUCCAGAUUGAUGCCGCUCCUUUCCGUCAAUGGUACGAGGCCCACUACGGCCAGCCCCUCGGAAAGAGACGUGGAGCCAAGGCCGCUGCCGCUGCCACUGAGGAGGCCAAGGAGGAGAAGUCCAAGUCCAAGUCUGUUCAGCGCAAGAUUGCUGCUCGCCAGGCCACCGCCAAGGUCGAGGGUCCCCUUGAGGCCCAGUUCGCCGCUGGUCGUAUCCUUGCCUGUGUCUCAUCCCGACCGGGACAGAGCGGACGUGUCGAUGGAUACAUCUUGGAGGGCGAAGAGCUCAACUUCUACCAGAAGCUCAUCCACAAGAAAUAG
Messenger RNA from Morchella importuna, 627 nucleotides. RefSeq lists its product as uncharacterized. The coding region runs from base 1 to 627 and encodes 208 amino acids. Gene Ontology annotation, molecular function: structural constituent of ribosome. Gene Ontology annotation, biological process: maturation of SSU-rRNA from tricistronic rRNA transcript (SSU-rRNA, 5.8S rRNA, LSU-rRNA); translation. The record is from RefSeq and is a predicted model, not a curated record. Lineage: Eukaryota; Fungi; Ascomycota; Pezizomycetes; Pezizales; Morchellaceae. Gene Ontology annotation, cellular component: ribosome; cytosolic small ribosomal subunit. The transcript is spliced from 3 exons.